UGCAGAGUGGGGCGCUCCUGCUGCUGCAUGUAACGAUCGAUUGAUCGAGUUAGAGAGAAUCUGGAGGGAGAGAAAAGGCGGUGAUAAUCAUUCAAAGACGGAGGCAUCUAUUCUACUUCUGUCGAUCUUCAACCGCGUUUGGAGGGAGCUCUAGAGCCUGUCUUGAAGUAAAUUUACACACUCAUAUGUAUAUAUAAUAGCUAUUGCUUUCUUCAUAUAUAAAUCUCAAACAAGGCCGGCCAGCCAGCCUGCCUCCGUUCUUCUUCGAAACGCCUUCUAGCGCGACUUCUAGACUCUGAUUCAAAUGGGGGAUUCAGAUGCCUUUGAAGACCUUGGUUCCUUUAGCAAUGGAGCAAUAACGAUUGAUAUAGCUGAUCUUAUGGAUGCCCCGGGCACAAGUAGCAAUGGAGGAAAACAAUCAAUUGAAUUAGAUUAUAUGAAUAUGGACGAGUCUGUUGACGACAUCGACAUGGAUGCAUCCAUAAAUGACUUGAGUAAAGAUUUUCUCAAGAAUUUCUGCAAAAGUGCAUCAAGAUCUUUCUUUAAUCAGUAUGGGCUCAUCAGUCAUCAAAUAAAUUCAUAUAAUGACUUUAUUGACAAUGGUGUCCAGAAUGUCUUUGAUUCCAUUGGUGAAAUUAUUGUGGAGCCUAGUUAUGAGCCAUCGCAGAAGGGAGAAGAUCGAAAAUUUGUUUUGAUUAAAUUUGGGAAGGUCAGACUAGAUCGGCCUUGUUUUGGGACUGGUCAUAAAUUUGUAAAUGUUGGAGGCAGAGAGUUCUUGGAUUUGUUUCCAAGGCAUGCUCGACUUCAGAACAUGACAUAUGCAUCGAGGAUGAGAGUAGAUGUCCACAUUGAGGUAUACACCAGUAGAGUUGUCAAAAGUGACAAAUGUAAGACUGGCAAAGAACAGUGUCUGGACAAGCAUAUUCAAUUCCAAGAUGACAAAGAAAUUACUAUUGGGCGUCUUCCUGUUAUGGUCAGGUCCAAAUUAUGCUGGAUGAAUGGAGCUGAGAAAGGUGAUUGUGAUUUUGACUAUGGUGGUUACUUCAUUGUCAAAGGUGCUGAAAAGGCCUUCAUCGCGCAAGAGCAAGUAUGUUUGAAAAGACUUUGGGUGUCAUCUAAUCCUAAUUGGGCAGUGGCAUACCGUGAAACUUCAAAGAUGAGAAGAGUUUAUAUAAAACUCAUCGAACCUCCUGAAAUCGAACCACUGGUGGUUAAAGGAGGAGGAGACAUGCUCCUCACAGUAUACUUCUUUGUAACCGAGUUUCCCAUAUGGAUUCUCUUCUUUGCACUAGGCGUGUCGUCUGACAAAGAGGUGAUUAGCCUGAUUGACUGUGACAUCGAAGAUACACGCAUAGCCAACAUUCUUCUCGAAUCUAUUUACGACGCAGACAGCAAGUGUGAUGGAUUUCGGAAAGGGCGGAACGCUUUAAACUACAUCGAUAAACUGAUAAAGAAUUGCAAAUUUCCGCCUAAAGAAACUUUGGAGGAGUUCUUUAACAAUAAUUUAUUCCCGAGUGUUUGUGGAAUGAAGCAAAAAGCUCAGUUCCUUGGUUACAUGGUGAAGUGUCUGUUUCAGGGUUAUAUUGGAAUGAGGAAAGUUGAUAACCGGGAUGAGUUUAGAAACAAGAGGUUAGAACUAGCUGGAGAAUUACUUGAACGUGAGCUCGGAAUCCACAUCAAACAUGCUCAGAGGCUGAUGGUGAAGGCUAUGCAGAGAGAUCUUUAUCCAGAACGUAAGCUGCAGCCUCUCGAGCAUUAUUUGGAUUCCUCUGUUAUUUCCAACGGUUUAGCGAGAGCAUUUUCAACUGGAGCAUGGGUACAUCCGUUUAAGAAGAUGGAAAGGGUCUCGGGUGUAGUUGCAAAUCUGAGACGGACAAACCCUUUGCAGACAAUGGCUGAUAUGAGGAAGACACGUCAGCAAGUUUCAUAUACCGGGAGGGUUGGUGACGCCAGAUAUCCGAAUCCUUCUCACUGGGGAAAGCUUUGUUUUAUGUCUACCCCAGAUGGUGAACACUGCGGGCUUAUAAAGAAUUUGGCAGUUACUGGACUAGUCAGCACAAAUAUUAUAGGAGAAUCACUGGAAAGGAUGUUGUAUGAUUGUGGGCUUGAAACUUUGACAGAUGACACUUCCAUCUCAUUUUCUGAAAAGUGCAGAGUUUUCCUCAAUGGAAACUGGGUUGGAUUUUGUCGAGAUUCUGCCUGGUUUACUGCCAAUUUCAGGGAGAGAAGACGAGGGAAGGAAGUUCCGCAUCAGGUGGAAAUUAAAGAAGACAAGCAGCAGAAAGAAGUACGCGUAUUUUCCGAUGCUGGAAGAGUUCUACGUCCCCUCCUGGUUGUUAAAAACUUAAAGAAAAUUAAAAGUUUGAUAAACAACAAAUACACAUUCCAAACUCUUCUGGACAACGGUAUAGUUGAAUUUAUUGGAUCUGAAGAGGAGGAAGAUUGCCUAACUGCUUGGGGGAUUGAAUACCUUUUCGUCGUAGGAAAGGACGACGAACCUGGUAUAACGUACACUCACUGUGAGCUCGACAUGUCUUUUGUAUUGGGCUUGAGCUGUUCAAUUAUUCCAUUUGCAAAUCAUGAUCACGCAAAGAGAGUUCUUUACCAGUCUGAGAAACAUUCUCAACAAGCCAUCGGCUUUUCCACUACAAAUCCUGAUAUAAGAUUAGAUACCAAUAUCCACCAACUUUACUAUCCUCAAAGGCCUCUUUUUCGAACUAUGCUUUCCGAUUGUCUCGGAAAGCUAGGUCAUCCAAUGAGUCAGCAGUCCAGGCCCGAAUUUCACAAUGGACAGUGCGCAAUUGUGGCGGUUAAUGUACAUCUUGGUUACAAUCAAGAGGAUUCGUUGGUGAUGAAUCGAGCUUCGUUGGAGCGUGGAAUGUUUCGUUCAGAACACUUCAGAAAUUAUAAGGCGGAUAUUGACAACAAGGAAUCGACUGGAAAGAGGCCGAGGUUUGAUGAUUGUGUGAUGUUUGGAAAGAUGGAAAGCAGAUUUGGGCGUGUGGUGAGCUUAGAUGACGACGGCUUACCCUUUAUUGGAGCGGAUCUGAAAAAUGGAGAUAUAGUUAUUGGAAAAAGAACCGAAUCUGGUCGAGAUCGUAGUAUAAAGCUUAAGCACACUGAAAGGGGUGUGGUUCAAAAAGUUGUCUUGUCUGCAAAUGAUGAAGGCAAAAGUUUUGCAGCAGUUACUCUGAGGCAGGUGAGAAGUCCAUGCCUUGGAGACAAAUUCUCCAGCAUGCAUGGACAGAAGGGUGUUCUAGGAUUUGUGGAGUCUCAAGAAAACUUUCCAUUCACAAUUGAAGGAAUAGUCCCUGACAUUAUCAUAAACCCUCAUGCAUUUCCUUCUCGCCAAACUCCGGGUCAACUACUGGAGGCUGCUUUGGCCAAGGGGAUUGCCUUGGGCGGCCAGUUGCGUAGUGCCACUCCCUUUUCGACUCUUUCUGUCAAUGACAUAAUAGAACAGUUGCAUAGUGGGGGAUUUUGUAGGUGGGGAACCGAGAAAGUAUGCUGCGGUUUGAGUGGCGAAAUGGUGAGGCCUCUUAUAUUCAUAGGACCCACAAUGUACCAGCGUUUGACCCACAUGGCAGAAGACAAAGUGAAGUUUAGGAAUACAGGACCAGUGCACCCGUUCACUAGACAGCCUGUUUCAGAUAGAAAGAGGUUUGGCGGUAUAAAAUUUGGUGAGAUGGAGCGAGACUGCCUGAUAGCUCAUGGUUCAUCGGCCAAUCUUCACGAGCGCCUCUUCACUUUGAGCGAUUCCUCACAAAUGCACGUUUGCGGGAAAUGCAACAACCCAGCCAACUUGGUCCAGAGGGCCGUGCCCGGUGCAGGACGCAAGGCUAGGGCUCCCUAUUGUCGCUUUUGCAAAUCCGUAGAACAUGUUAUGCAGGUCGAUGUGCCCUUUGGGACCAAGUUGUUGUGCCAGGAACUCUUCAGUAUGGGCAUAUCACUUAAGUUCCAAAUCUCUCCUUGUUGA
Impatiens glandulifera is the source of this 3976-nucleotide messenger RNA. Its product is annotated as DNA-directed RNA polymerases IV and V subunit 2-like. Gene Ontology annotation, molecular function: DNA binding; ribonucleoside binding; DNA-directed RNA polymerase activity. Gene Ontology annotation, biological process: DNA-templated transcription. Lineage: Eukaryota; Viridiplantae; Streptophyta; Magnoliopsida; Ericales; Balsaminaceae. Gene Ontology annotation, cellular component: RNA polymerase II, core complex. The coding region runs from base 305 to 3976 and encodes 1223 amino acids. The transcript is spliced from 9 exons. The record is from RefSeq and is a predicted model, not a curated record.